Messenger RNA from Xiphias gladius (swordfish), 3099 nucleotides. RefSeq lists its product as uncharacterized. The transcript is spliced from 22 exons. Lineage: Eukaryota; Metazoa; Chordata; Actinopteri; Istiophoriformes; Xiphiidae. Gene Ontology annotation, biological process: biosynthetic process. The record is from RefSeq and is a predicted model, not a curated record. Gene Ontology annotation, molecular function: L-alanine:2-oxoglutarate transaminase activity; pyridoxal phosphate binding. The coding region runs from base 1 to 3099 and encodes 1032 amino acids.
AUGACCUCUCUGCGGCACGUGAACCCCACGGUGAGGGGGAUCAGAGUCUCACCCCACGGCGCGCUGCAGAGCCUGGCUGCAGACAUCACACGGGAGCUCGCAGGGGUAAGUGCCAGGAGCCCGCGUUUACUCAUCCAGCUUUACCCUCGGCCUCAACGUCCCGGAGAAAUCCGACAGGGGGCGCAGAGGUCCUUCGAAGAGGUGAUGGACGUCAACUCAGCUGAUCCUCACCAGGCGGGAAUGAAACCCGUCUCGUUCGUUCGACAGGUCUUGGCGGCGUGCCUGUACCCUCAGCUGCUGAAAGACGGAAGUCUUCCUCUGGAUGUCAGACUGAGGGCUCAGAGUCUCCUGGAGGUCUGUGAUGGAGGAAGCGUGGGUUCCUACACUGCCUCCUCUGGCAUCCCCCACGUCAAGCAGAGCAUCGCGGAGUUCAUCACGAGACGAGACGCUGGAGUUCCUUCAUACGCCAAAGACGUCUUCAUUUCUGCUGGUUCUCAAUGGGCCUUGAUGCUGGUUUUGACCUUGAUUGCCAGUGGGGAGGGGGAGACUCAGACAGGCGUGUUGACCCCUGUGCCCUGCCCGCACACGCUGCCCAUGCUGCUGGAUGAGGCUGGGGUGAAACUGGUCCCGUACCAGCUGACGGAGGAGGAAGGCUGGGCCGUGGACCUGGAAGAGCUGCACCGAGCUGUGAAGACCGCCAGGGGGCACUGCGUGCCCAGAGCCAUUUACGUCAGCAACCCAGGAAACCCCACAGGUCAUGUGCAGGACAGGAAAUCGAUAGAGGAGGUGAUUCGGUUUGCUGCAGCUGAGAGACUCUUGCUGUUGGUAGAUGAGAUCUACCAGGACAGUGUGUACGGGCAGGACAGAGAGUUUAUUUCCUAUAAGAAAGUCCUGUUUGAGAUGGGAAGAGAGUAUGCGGAGACAGUGGAGUUGAUCUCCUUUCACUGUUUAUCCUGUGCCUGGUUGGGAGAGUGUGGUCUGAGGGCAGGAUUCAUGGAGGCAGUCAACAUGGACCCGGAGGUGAUGCAUUACGUUGACACCAUGCUGUGUACUAACAUCAGUACUCCAGUCACGGGACAGCUUGCUCUGGACAUCAUGGUCGACCCACCGAAACCCGGAGACCCCUCCUAUGACACGUACACACAGGAGAUUCUCCUCUCUCGGGCCACGUUCUCCCAGAAUGCUCUGCGGGCUCGGCAGUUCUUGGACGGUCUACCAGGGAUGAGCUGUCGGCCGGCGAUGGGGGGAGUCUACCUUUAUCCCAGACUGCAUUUACCGCCCGAGAUUCUAGAGCAGGCCGAGAUUCUAGGGAUGGAGGCAGACGUUCUUUACUGUCGGAGGUUACUGCGGGAAGAAGGUGUGUUGGUGGGAGCAGGCAGUCAGCACGGCGAGGCAGCCGACAGGCUUCACCUGAGGCUGAGCGUCCUCGUCCCGCCGGACGCCCUGGAGGCGGUCCUGGCCCGCCUCGGGUCGUUCCAGCUCCGCCUCAUGGGAGGGUGUCCCCACUCCGACGGGGGACAUACCUGCGGGACAGAGAGGCACCCUGGGCGCACCGGCGCAGGCCCCGGUGCCGAAAGCUUCUCGCCCAGGACGCGUCCGUCGGAGCAGACCGAGCGGGCAGAGAUGAGCUCCGCGCGGCAGGUGAACCCCAGGGUGCGGGGCAUCAGGGUCCCGACGACCCUGCAGGGAUCAAAGAAACCCUUCAAGGAGUUGAUUGAUGCCAGUUUAUGCGAUCCCCACAGGGCAGGGAUGGCACCCAUCUCAUUGGUUCGCCAGGUCUUGGCUGUGUGUCUGUACCCUGAGCUCCUCGAAGAAAAAAGCCUUCCUCUGGAUGCCAGGCAGAGAGCGCAGGGGCUUCUGGGGUCCUGCAAUGGCGGGAGUGUGGGUUCUUACUCGGUAACCCCCCAUGGCAUACCACGUGUCCAGAAAAGCGUCGCUGAGUUUAUAACGAGGCGAGAUGGUGGAGUGAGUUCAAAUCCUGAAGACAUCAUCUUCUCCACUGGUUCUCAGAAAACUUUGUCGCUGGUUUUGACCUUGAUUGCCAGUGGGGAGGGGGAGACUCAGACAGGCGUGUUGACCCCUGUGCCCUGCCCGCACACGCUGCCCAUGCUGCUGGAUGAGGCUGGGGUGAAACUGGUCCCGUACCAGCUGACGGAGGAGGAAGGCUGGGCCGUGGACCUGGAAGAGCUGCACCGAGCUUUGAAGACCGGCAAGGGGCACUGCGUGCCCAGAGCCAUUUACGUCAGCAACCCAGGAAACCCCACAGGUCAUGUGCAAGACAGGACAACAAUAGAGAAGGUGAUUCGAUUUGCUGCAACAGAGGGCCUCGUCCUCUUGGCUGAAGAGGUCUACCAGGACAGUGUGUACGGGCAGGACAGAGAGUUUAUUUCCUAUAAGAAAGUCCUGUUUGAGAUGGGAAGAGAGUAUGCGGAGAAAGUGGAGUUGAUCUCCUUCCACUCGAUAUCAACAGCCUGCAUGGGAGAGUGUGGUCUGAGAGGAGGCUAUAUGGAGGUAAUUAACGUUCACCCAGCAGUGAAUAACUAUUUAAGAAAUAUGCAGGCCACUUCCAGCCCUUCAGUUAUACCACAGCUGGCCCUGGAGGUCAUGGUCAAUCCACCCACACCUGGAGAACUUUCAUAUAAAACAUUCAAACAGGAGAUUCUUCACACUCAGACAACGCUGUCCCAGAAUGCUCAGCGGGCCUGCGAGUUCUUGAACGGUCUACCAGGGAUCGACUGUCGACCAGCGAUGGCAGGAGUCUUCCUUUAUCCCCGUCUGCAUUUACCACUUCGGAUGACAGAGGAGGCCAAGAUGUUAGGAGUGGAGGCAGAUGUGCUUUACUGUCAGAAGUUACUGGAAGAAGAAGGCGUGCGUCUGGGGCCGGGCUGCGAGAAUGGACAGGACGAUCAAAACUACCACAUCAGCUUUUCUUCAGACCUAGUCCCAAACGCUCCACUAAAGGACAGAGAGCCGCUGGUUUAUGAACGCCUGGCUCUCCUCGUGCUGCCGGGGGUCGCGCGAGGACAGGUGACACAGCUGCGACCUUCCCAGGGUCACAGACGGGACCGUGUUUGUGCUUGCCUGCGCGAGCUCCGAUAA